Messenger RNA from Haemonchus placei, 1485 nucleotides. The record is from the annotation of a GenBank genome assembly. Lineage: Eukaryota; Metazoa; Nematoda; Chromadorea; Rhabditida; Trichostrongylidae.
CUUGUGGGAGAACGCCAACUGAAAAAGGAGGACCCAUCAGUAUCGUCCAAAUCUCGAAUCGUUCAGACAUUUACUGUAGCUGGUCUAUCUCUGUUUCAGGAUGAAUUUUACGAGAACAUUGUCGUUCAUUUUGACCUGAAAGGCGCCCCACCUAGGGUAUCGUACUUCUUGGAUCUCCUGGAUAUCGUCGCACGAUCUGGAGCCACAGGUGUACUCCUCGAGUGGGAGGAUAUGUUCCCGUGGACAGGGCAGUUGGCAGUAGCGAAAAGUACUGAUGCCUACUCAUUGGAUGAGGUAAUCCUGGCAGAGGGUUACACUCAUCAUUGCAGGGCACUGAAUCUAGAUGUGAUCCCAUUGGUACAGACUUUCGGGCAUUUGGAAUGGAUCCUAAAAUUGGAACAGUUUAGAAAGUAUCGUGAAAAUGAUGCAUAUCCACAGGUUAUCUGCCUUGGUGAUGAAGAAGCCGUAGCGAUUGUAAGAGAUGCACUGAAGCAGGUAAUAGACGUCCACAAGGAGUUCGGCCUCAACUACUUCCACAUUGGAGCCGAUGAGGCAUUCGAAUUUGGAGUGUGUACAAAGUCACAAGAAUGGAUUGCAUCUCAUGGAUCAGGUUCCAGUAAACAGCUCCUUGCCCUAAAUCAUUUGAAGAAUAUAUCACAGUAUGUGAAGCAGCUUACAUCGGGAGCAACAGUCCUUGCUUGGCAUGAUAUGCUCAAAGACUUUGAUACCCGAGUCAUUUCUCAACUUGAAUUGGGUAACCUAAUCGAACCGGUGAUCUGGGACUACUCGGAAAAUAUCGUUACCAUGCCAGACUCGUCCUUUGCCCAGAUCGCCAACAACUUCCCUGUAGUCUGGGCAUCAUCCGCUUUCAAGGGAGCGAACUUCCCAUCUGCUAAGUACAUCGAUAUUCGUCACUAUGAAACGAACAAUAGAGCUUGGAUCGAUACAAAAAUUGCUCAACAAGAGAAAUUCACGAAAUUUCACGGAAUUAUCAUUACUGGAUGGCAAAGAUACGAUCAUAUGGCAGCCAUUUGUGAGAUAUGGCCUAUGGGAACACCAUCGAUGGUGUUGAAUGUGCAGAUAGCCAAAAUGGGAGCAUCGAAGGAUUACCAUGUGGCCCGUGAUCGAGCUGCCCGAGUGCUUGGAUGUAGGGAAUUCCACGUGGGCGGCUUGGAUCUCAUCAGCAAUAGGUGCACUAAUUAUAGAACAGCUCAGCAAACAAUCAGCUAUAUAGAAACUGAAUUGGAAAAGAAUCAUCACAUCAUGGGAUGGCUUUCACCAUACAAUAUGCGGUAUAAUUAUACUCAGAACUGGUACGUUUUCACAGUAGAAAGGGAAUUGUCGAAGCUGUUCUUUGACAAUACCGUGGACGAGUUCAUCUACCUAACGAUUUCACCAACGAUCGAUCGAUUACAAAAAUAUUUGGAUGAAGUUAAACGAUUAUCAGCGCUGAGGGUUUAUCCCAAAAGGCCGUUUCGCAUUUAG